AGCCGCUGCUCGCUCCGCUGCUCGGCGUUCGCGUAUGUUCCGAAUUUACAGUUAAACUUUCAACGUGCGCGCAUCAAGGCAGCGACAAGUGCUUAGGCGGACGGGAACAGCGACGCGUCCGCAAUUUUCACGCGUUUUUUCUAAUAUUUUGGGGCUGCGCGUAACGGUCAGCGAAAAAGCGAAACUAAAGAACAACAAAAAAAAAAAAGAUAAAUAAAUAAAAUAAAUACCAAAAACAACAACAAGAGCCGUAGCCGCUGCUAAGUGUGUGAGAAUUUUAAAUUGCUGCAUUGAAUAAAUAAAUGUGAAAAUAAAAACAAAACGAGAAUUCAACACGAAAAAAACGGAAAUUAUUGAAACAAAAACAAUUUUGCUGUCUACAAAAAUCCAAAAAAUAAGAUAGUGUGUGCUAAAAAAGAGCACAGUGUAAUCGUUGUUGUUGGUGUGCGUAAAAAUUUCAAAAUAUUUUAAAAAUAUUCAAUGAAAAAGUGCUUCAAGCAAAUUGAACAGCAAGAAGAAGAAAACCAGAGCGAAAUAUUUUAAAAAUUAUAUUCUUGGCAGUGCUCUACAUUUCGGUUGAGCUACAUAAAUUGAAAACAUUAGAAAAGAAACUGAAAAUAAUAUUAUAUUAAGUAAAUAACGGAUACUGAGAGACAUAUAUUAAUAUUACUGAAGAACCGCGCGUGAAAAUCAGCUGACUUAAAAGAUUACAGUUGGAUUUUUAUGUUUUUAGUCUUUCCAGUGUUUUUUUCGGUCUUUAUUAUUUGUGCGUUAAGCGCAGCGCGACAUUUGGCACCUGUUCAGCAAGUUUUUGAAAAGCGUUUAAAAAAUCAUCUCAAGCUAUUUAUGCAAACGAGUGAGACCUACAGAAAGAGUUAGAGAGAGAGCGAGCGAGAAAGGGGGUAGGAGGUUUACCUAAGCAGCCGUUGACCUAAUCCCGUUAAAACUGAACUCAACUCAAGCAGAAGGCCACUUCAGAACCUUGGGGUGUCUCAAUAUUUAAGAGGUCUACAGGAUAAGGAAGGCAAGGCUAAAUAACAGCAACGCAACAAUCAGAGAACAGCAAGGCGGUUUCAAGAAACAUCCCAACGAACUCAACAGACAUCUAACUACUUAUAUGUAAUAUAAAGCUAUCAAAAUACGCAGAAAAAAUACUGAUUAAACUUAUAGUACAGCAGCACUAACGACAGCAACAGUACCAACAAGAACAGCAACAGCAACAAUUGCUGGCAGAAGCCGUGAGCACAAAACAUUUAUUAAGCUGACCGCAAAUAGCGCUUUAUUAAGCAUACGCUACGUUAGCCGGCAGCCGGGGCAGAGAAGCGGUCGGACAAGCGCACAUCAAAUUAGUAAUCAAGCAUCACAAAAGCAACGCCGAGGGGUACGCUGUAUACGGUUCACGGCGUAAGCCUUAGCUCACCCGGGGUCUGCUGCCUGGCAGCUCAAUGCGAGGCAGACGAAACUAAUAAGACGACGACUUUAUUUUUAUUGAAAUUAUGAUUAAUGACAGGAAUAUUGCACGACGGCGAAGAGCAAUCAGCGCGUUUUAAGCAUAGCCACGAAUUAAGGGCGAAAGCCCAUGACUAUGAUGAUGCUGACAAUGAUGGUCAUCAAGUUAAUGAUAAUGCUGCGGUCAGGGCGCGAUUUCUGACGCGUAUGUCGAGCCAUGUACAACAGAGCCAUGGAGAAGACAUCGCAGUUAACGAUGAACUUAAUCAAAGACAGUUUAGUGGGUGACAAAGCUGUUGCCGCUGUUGAUUGCCAGCGCGCGAACAACUACUACAACAACAACAGCAAUUAAAAUAAACUAUUGCUCAUACGACGCGUUGUACAACGGACUAACUAAUUUAAAAGCAAGUGAAAGUAAGAGCUCGAAAGAAAGUAUUUCGAUUUAGUUCUUGAAAAUUUGAUGGCUUCGCCUGGGCAGCAUUGCGCCGCAGCAGCCGCAGCCCGUAGACGACGCCAUCAGCAACCACAGCCGAGCCACAAUAUCAGCAACAACAGCAACAAACUGAUAUCCAUAGCCACACUGACGCUGCUCAUACUCUGCCUGAGCAGCUGCAUCGCCUACGCAACCGCAGCAGCGACAACUACGACGGUACAGCCAGCGACUCGGAGCAGCAGCACGGAAAUCGGUAACCUGGGCGAGGAUUUCAACAGCAGCAGCGCCUUUUUGGGCGCCAUUGCAGCUGCUGCUGCCGGAACGGUGAACAGCAGCCCCAUUACCAUUGUCAGCUAUCAGGGCAUCACGAGCAGCACACCAAAUGGCAGCAGCAGCACGCUGGUGUCCAUGUCCGAUACGCCGCUGCUGCUAGAUGAUCUGGCCACGGGUGAGGAGUUUGAACUGCCGCCGCUGCAGUCGGUCAUUGUGAGCAUUGUCCUGCUAAUUGUUAUACUGGGCACCGUGGUAGGCAAUGUUCUCGUCUGCAUUGCCGUUUGCAUGGUGCGCAAGCUACGACGACCCUGCAAUUAUUUGCUCGUAUCGUUGGCGUUAUCCGAUCUCUGUGUGGCGCUGCUCGUAAUGCCCAUGGCCCUGCUCUAUGAGGUCCUGGAGCGCUGGAGCUUCGGCACUCUGCUUUGCGACAUUUGGGUAUCGUUCGAUGUUCUCUGCUGCACCGCCUCCAUACUGAAUCUGUGCGCCAUCUCCGUGGAUCGUUAUCUAGCGAUUACCAAGCCCCUCGAGUAUGGCGUGAAGCGCACACCACGUCGCAUGAUGCUCUGCGUGGGCAUCGUUUGGCUGGCGGCCGCCUGCAUCUCGUUGCCCCCACUGCUGAUACUGGGCAACGAGCACGAGGAUGAGGAUGGCCAGCCCAUAUGCACGGUGUGCCAGAACUUUGCAUAUCAGAUCUAUGCUACGCUGGGCUCCUUCUACAUACCCCUCUCAGUCAUGCUCUUUGUAUACUAUCAGAUCUUCAGAGCCGCACGACGCAUUGUGCUGGAGGAGAAGCGGGCCCAGACGCAUCUGCAGCAGGCAAUGAAUGGCACCGGCUCACCGCAAACGGCCACAGCGCCCGCAUUGGGCCACACUGAGCUGGGCAGUGGUAAUGGCGCUGGUCAUGGACAUCGGCACAGCAGCGUGGGCAACACCUCGCUCACCUACUCCACCUGCGGCGGCUUGAGCACCAGCGGCGGCGGCGGCGGUGGCGGAGGGGGCGGCGGCAUUGUGGGCAUUCCUCAUGGCCAUCAUGGUAGCGGCGGCGGCGUAAGCGGCUCCACUGGGCUGCUAGGGUCGCCGCAUCAUAAGAAGCUGCGCUUUCAGCUGGCCAAAGAGAAGAAGGCGUCCACGACACUGGGCAUUAUUAUGUCCGCUUUUACCAUCUGCUGGCUGCCAUUCUUCAUACUGGCGCUGAUCCGGCCGUUUGAGACGAUGCAUGUGCCAGCGUCGCUCUCCUCGCUCUUUCUCUGGCUGGGAUAUGCCAAUUCGCUUCUGAAUCCGAUUAUCUAUGCUACUCUGAAUCGUGAUUUUCGCAAGCCCUUCCAGGAGAUACUCUACUUCCGGUGCUCCAGCCUGAACACCAUGAUGCGAGAGAAUUACUAUCAGGAUCAAUAUGGUGAGCCGCCCUCCCAGCGGGUCAUGCUAGGCGAUGAACGGCAUGGAGCGCGCGAGAGCUUCCUGUGAAGUCAAUGGAUCCCUGUAUGCUUGGCUCCUUAAAUUUCUAUAACUGUUUGUGUAUAUGUGUUGUUCUCUAAACGAAUAGGCCAAAACUAAAUAGUGUCUACUGCUUGGCAAGGAUUGGUAACGAUAGAAACCUCACCCCCCCUCACCCCCACGUCCCUUCCACACACAUACAUACACAGAAACACACCCAUCCAUAUAUACUAUGUAUGAGUGUAACUGUUUACCUAUGAGUAUUUUUUGUAUGAACGCAAACCCAUAAGUACGAUAUAUGAUAAAUGAUAAAUGAUGAUUGAUAAAUGAUAUAUGUAGAUGACUCCUCUAAAUGUAACUGAACGUUGUAAUUUUUAAAUGUAACGCUAAGCAAUUAAGUGGGCUGAAAGCAACAACCACACACUACAUACACCCACCCAACCAUUCACAACCAAAGCAACAAAUGCACACGAACGCAUAACAGAGCUGUAAGCCUAUCGAUGUUAUCGAUAUCUGCUUCUAAAGUUUUCUCACACUGAAAACCAAAUUAAAAAUCGUAAAAGUAUUUGAUAUGGCUUGGACAUUGCUUAAUAAGUCUAUCGAUUAUAAUCGAAGCUAUCGAUAGUUUUGCAGCGGAAAGACACUUAAACACUCACAUAACAAGACGGUUGUACCACUGUUAACCCAGAACAGGUUUUCACACGGUUCCUUUUUAUGUUGUUAUUUCCAAAAUGAAAAGCCGAUUACAAUCACAAUCGAUAUCGAAUCUAUUGAGCCCACAGCGAGCGUAGUUUAUUUGCGAUACUCAAAACUGAGCCAAAUUUAAAUUUAAUUAAGCACACUUAAGAUAUUGUGUCAGCUAUAUAAUAUUAAAUAUAAGACACGAGUUAUAUAACAAUAUAUAGUAUACCAUAUCGUCAUGCAUGACAAAAUGUGGUCUAUUAACUGUCGAACUGUAAAUAGGUAAGUGCUAUACCAAAGAGUAAAAUAUAUAUAAAUAUAUGUAUUUGCAUAUGUGUGUGCUGCUCCCAACUGUCUCAGAAUGUAUAUUUAGUAUGCUCUUGUAGCUAAAGCUCAAUACUAAAUCAUAUUUAAAUGUAUGUAUUUAUUAAAA
Drosophila montana is the source of this 4703-nucleotide messenger RNA. It is a transcript of the gene 5-HT7, whose product is annotated as 5-hydroxytryptamine receptor 7. NCBI's taxonomy places the organism in Eukaryota, Metazoa, Arthropoda, Insecta, Diptera, Drosophilidae. Gene Ontology annotation, molecular function: neurotransmitter receptor activity; G protein-coupled serotonin receptor activity. Gene Ontology annotation, biological process: G protein-coupled receptor signaling pathway, coupled to cyclic nucleotide second messenger; chemical synaptic transmission. Bases 1910 to 3619 code for a protein of 569 amino acids. The record is from RefSeq and is a predicted model, not a curated record. Gene Ontology annotation, cellular component: dendrite; plasma membrane. The transcript has 4 exons.